CAAGGUCUUUGUGUGUAAAAGUGUGUGUCUAAGUUUAAGUCUGUGUGUAUGUGUGUGCAUGUGCAUGUGUGUGUGUGUGUACGUUCAGUCUAAGAUCAACACUGAGGGAUUCCACUUCCUCCGCCAGCUCCACUCCACUGUUUCCACGCAGCCCACAGUUCGUCCACUAUUGUGUACAUCUGAAAAAAGGAGCGAAGGAAGGAGGGAGCAGACGCUCGGCCCUUUGUGUGCUGGAGGUUCAGCCCGAAAACAGACAGAGAGAGAUUUCUCCUGCUCAUAGCUUCUGCUCUUCAUCUACUCACACACUCACACACACACACUGUGGCACGGAUGCAAGCGUGGACUACAACUCUGGCUUCCGUGUGUGUGUCAGAGCAUGUGUGUGUGUGUGUGUGUGUGUGUGUGUGUGUGUGUGUGUGAUGAAAGCAGACGUCACAGCAGUACAUGAACAUUGAUGUGGGGGAUUGUCUCUUUUAUCGCAGCAAGAUGGCGGCUCUGUAGGAGCAGGUUGGGAUCGCGAGCGUUCACGGCACACGGAGGGAGCAAGGGGAAACCAAGGAAGCAAAGACUGUAGCCUUGUGAAUGGACUCAGAGCAGUCCAGAUGGAAACAGAACAAACCAGGCAUGAGACGGAAGAAAAUCUGAUACACACACAGCUUAAUGCUACCCACCAGGCACCUGUCAAGCUGCAGAAUGGUUACCAGUCACCUGACCCCAGCCCUCAACAACUUAAUGGGGAUAGCAGUUGGAGCAAUUUCAAGACAAUGAAACGACACCGGGAUGACUGUUCCAGCCCAGUCACCGUGUAUGAUCAGGGCCUAUAUCAAGGAAAUGGUGAGAAAUGUUCACUGAAUGACCAGUCAUUAGCUCUUCACCAGCCCAAAAAGCUCUGUGUUAAUUCUGAGACAAGUAGUCCAUUAGAAAAGAAAGAGACAGAUAUAGAAAGGUGUUUAGACACAAUCUCUGAGGUGAGCAAGUCUGUACAAGACACAGGAAACUGCAAUUAUGCCAAUGCAGACAUCUUCUCAUUACCAAGGAACAAGCAGAUGCCAAUGACCAAUGGCGCUACAGUAACUCCACCGUCAAUGGAACGUCCUUCUGGUGAUCUCUUAGAGAAAACUCAGUCUCAGUAUUACUCAAACAACAUGUCCACAACUAAAGAUACCAACAAUCUACAUGAGCAGGCCAUCUCUUCACCGUCACUUACCUCAGGUUUUUCUGUUUCAGCUCAGAUGCCUGCCUCUGAGCCAACUGCCCAGGCACCAUCAGAAGUGCAUGGUGACAAUGGAUAUGACCCAGAGUUUAUGGUGAAUGGGUACUCUGGAAACUUUGGAACAGAGCAGCAGCAGCAGCCUCUGCCAUACCCUCCCGCUGACCUCCCGGCUUUGGAAAAUCAACCACAAAACAAUUUAGGAAAAGGGCCAGGAAUUGCCUCAGUGAGCAUGAGUGACAGUUCACAGGUUCAAAAUGGCAGAGAGUGUUUUGCCAGCAGCCCAGUGGGUUUAAGCAUAUUAUCAAAGUUGAAGCAAGAUUUCAGUCAGGUGUCUUACACGAUGUCAGCACAGGCUGAAUCUGCUGGUACAUUUGGGUCAUUUGAGAACACAGCCACUAAUCAGGAGACCAGCACUGUUACAGGCCAGCAGCACUUGCAAUAUGCAACGCAACAGCACCAGUCAGAUGUUUCCUGCUCAGCUGAUAGCAGCCCCCAGGGCAAUGGAAUCACAGCAUCUUCUCCUGUUGAAAUUCAGGCAGCUUCAAAAACUCAGCGUAAUGAGCUGGAACACAAACAGCUAGACCAGGGCAGUAAUGUGGUUUCUGACACUCAGAUUAGUUGGAUCAAUUUAAACUCUACUCCAAAUCCACAGCACCAUGCGAAACAGGCACACAUGUGGAAGGAUUUCCCUUCAAAUGAGAACAAAGCCAGACAAAGCCCUGGUGAUCUGCUGAAUCCUGACAACUCAAAUAGCUUUCAAAUGCAGCCAAGCUUAUCCCAACAACAAGAGGGUAACAUGCAAAAUGGCUACAAGUUUCCUACACAACCUCACCCUAACGGUGGCACAGAAUUUCAGCCUCAAACACCUACAAUUCCAUCUGAUAUGCACACCAAGCCCAACAUGCAGCUCAUCAAUGUCCAGCCCCAACAUCAUGUGAAUGAACAGUUUUUCCCUCCAGUACAACAAAAUAAAUUAUGCAAAAACGAUGAAAACGUAGGGCUGGUACUACCUCCUGACUUUGUGCAUCGGCACCCUUCACAGCCCCACCAGCAAUAUGAAGACCACCAGCAGCAAGCUGGAACCAUCAUGCAUCAUGAUGCCCAGCACCCCCCAAAAAAAGCACCACGGUUACAGAACCCCUCUCAGGCACAGACAAAUAGUCAACUCCCAGACAGACACCCAAUGGAAGGAUACACACAAGCAGAAAUAUCGUCUUAUACAUACAGGCAAUCUAAACCACCAGGUAAAGUGCAGGAUGGAUCUAAUCUGUUUGCUCAACCAAUCCUCACUUUUCGUAAACACCCUAACUCGCAGCCUACACCUAAUGAAAUGGCGUCUAUGUUUGGCUUUGUUGGUGCAGCAGAGAUGCAAAAACAGCCCCAGAGACAGGAUACCCCAUCCAGUGCCCAACAUUCCCAGCAGCUUGUCAAACAUAUGCUGGUCAGAAAUGUGGACUUUCAGCACUCACAAAAUGCACAUCAUCAUCAGCUACAGGAUAGCACCCACAGUAGACAGAUGCCGGUCCAGAUGUCCCCCAAAGCUGAAUCACAGGACUCCUGUUUCCAGUUUCAGAGAGGACCUCUACCAACCACAGGGUCACAAGGGGAUUUCCAGACACAUACAGAACUUAAAAUGCAUCUCCUACAAAAGCAGGAAAGGCCAAGCCACCCUCAGAGCCCCAACACGAUCAGACCUAAUCUACAGCUUGUUAAACAUGAGAAUGACCCAAGAUUUGAUGCCCAAAUGCCACCACCUCAAAUGCAGCAUCAGGAUAGAGACCUGACUGGAAGCAUGCUAGGGACAGUAAAACAGGAAAGAACAUCUUCAACUUGCUCAAAUACCCAACCUAAGAGCAUCCUGGCCUCCAUGGAGCAGCAAUUACAACAGUACCAGCCUUGUCCCGUGUUUGAGAGGAGGUCUCUAUCCAUCAAGUCCCCCAAUAAGGUAAAAGUGGAGAUGGCUGGGAGUGUGGCAGUAAUUUCAACAAAUAUUGAAGGAAGUACUGAGGAACCGUAUAAACCCCCUGCUUCUACUCCCAAGAAAGAGCCAGGGUUACAGUGUUUUCUGGAUUCACCUAUGAAAUUGCUGGAUACUCCCAUCAAAAACCUUCUGGAUGGACCCAUUAAAACUCAAUACGAGAUUUCUCCAUGUCAUUGUGUUGAACAAAUAAGUGAAAAGGAUGAAGGCCCAUAUUACACUCAUCUGGGAGCAGCACCAAAUAUCAAGGGGAUCCGGGAAACCAUGGAAAAGAGGUCUGGCCUGACUGGUGGUGCUAUUAGAAUUGAGAAAGUGGUGUUUACAGGCAAGGAGGGCAGAAGCACACAGGGAUGUCCCAUUGCAAAAUGGGUAAUACGCCGAGCCAAUGUGGAUGAGAAGCUCCUUGUGCUUGUACGAGAGCGAGCCAAUCACACUUGUGAAACAUCAUGCCUUGUGGUAGCCAUCAUGAUAUGGGAGGGAAUACAAGCGAGCCUGGCUGAUCGUCUCUACACAGAACUAAGUGAUACACUGACGAAGCACGGUGCCCUGACUAAUCGCAGAUGUUCGCUCAAUGAAGAGAGGACUUGUGCAUGUCAGGGUCGAGACCCUGAUGCCUGUGGGGCUUCCUUCUCCUUCGGUUGCUCCUGGAGUAUGUACUACAAUGGCUGCAAGUUUGCUAGGAGUAAAAUCCCAAGGAAAUUCAAAUUGCUUGCUGAUGAUCCCAAAGAGGAAGAGAAGCUGGAGAGGAAUCUUCAGGCCCUUUCUACUUUGAUUGCUCCAUUCUAUAAGAAAAUGGCACCUGAGGCUUAUAGCAACCAGGUGGAACAUGAACACAGAGCUCCAGACUGCCGCUUGGGCCUAAACGAAGGUCGUCCAUUUUCUGGAGUCACGGCAUGUCUGGACUUCUGUGCCCAUGCCCACAGAGAUCUCCACAACAUGGCAGGAGGUAGUACUGUGGUCUGUACACUAACACGAGAGGACAAUCGUGAAAUUGGAAAGAUCCCUGAUGAUGAACAACUGCAUGUGCUGCCAUUGUACAAGGCUUCAUCCACUGAUGAGUUUGGUAGUGUUGAGGCCCAGCUGGAAAAAACAAGGACUGGCGCCAUCCAGGUGCUUAGCACGUUCCGGCGGCAGGUCCGUAUGCUAGCAGAACCAGCCAAAUCAUGCCGGCAGAGAAAACUAGAAGGCAAGAAAGGUGGACUUAACAAACCGUCUCACCUCAACACACCCAACAGCAAGGCAGAUAGCACCCAGCAAGCAAAGCAACAGAAACAAAGCUCUUGUGACAGUCUGAGUCUCAAAGCACCUUCAACAGGUGCACACCUGAGUCACAUAACUGCAGCCCUCCUGCCUGGUCAGAACCCUCUAGCUGCCCAAAACCAGCCUCAACAACAGUCACAGCCCAAUACUCCUCUGCCAUUCUCCACUCCAACAUCCUGUGCUAACUACCCAAGAUACCCCAACACAUCAGGAUCCUUCCCUUGCACUUCUAACCCCCCUAACAUGUUUUCUCAGUCUCCCAGCUCAGCCAGCCCUUAUCAUUCCCCUUUACCAGUUCCCAGUUCCUACAUGAAUGGGUCAAAUCUACCAAGCCCUUACGCUGGGGCACUAACCGCCAACAAUCUCUAUUCAGGUUACCAUUGUAACGGGGGUAUUCCCAUUGACAACUACCACCCUUACUAUUCCAAUCCAAAGCACCUGGACAUGUACAGGCAACAAAGACCAUCAAUGUACCCUGACCAACAAUUCAACCCUCAGCAGCACUAUGGCAUAAAUUAUCCACCACGAUAUGGCGAGCCGGCCCUAUCCGUCAAUGGAUAUGGCAACUGUAACAUAAGACCAAACAUGCACCCUAUGGGGCACUAUCCAGUGUACAGCCCAAAUGAGGGACCUAAUUCACAAUUUCUGGAUGCUCUCUCCAGACCACCUUUGUCUCAGCCAAGCUUGGAAUAUGCAGCUGCAAAUAAAUGCAAUCAGUUUGGCAGAUAUCCUAAUUCCUACCUGGGCCAGAAUCAUAAUUUUUUCUCGCAAAAUAUGGACCCCUUAAGUAUGCAAAAGCCAGAUAUGAGCCUCCAUGGGGCAAAUGUUUUCCCUCAGGUGCUUCCUUCUGUAGGCAGGGAAGGCAUGAACCCCAGCCAUCCUCCAGGUAUGGGUCUGCCAAAUGGAAACAUCCCACCCUCUAUGUUGAAACAAGAGCCAGGAACUGCAACGCCUGCACCUCAAGAGGAGGACGACGUGUGGUCAGACAAUGAGCACAACUUUCUGGAUCCAGAAAUUGGUGGUGUAGCUGUGGCACCCAGCCACGGCUCGAUUCUCAUCGAGUGUGCAAAGCGCGAGUUGCAUGCAACCACUCCACUUAAGAAGCCUGAUCGCACCCACCCUACUCGAAUCUCACUGGUUUUCUAUCAGCACAAGAACCUGAAUGAGGCGAAGCAUGGGCUAGCGUUAUGGGAGGCAAAGAUGGCAGAAAAAGCACGUGAAAAGGAGGAGGAUGCCGAGAAGCAUGGCACAGAUGGGACACCCAGCAAGAGUGGUGGCAAGAGGGUCAAGAAAGAACAUCCAGAACCGUCUGAGUUUUCAGAGCGAUCAUGUAAACGUUUUGUCCAGAUGCUCGCUGAAAAGUCACAGUCCUGCACCACCAACACUUAUGUCAGCUCAGCUCCCUAUGCCUUCACUAAGGUCACUGGGCCUUACAGCCACUUCCUGUAAGGAUCUUCUUAAGUUUACAUCACUUUCAGACAGGGGAACAGAAAAGUGUCUGGAUUUUUGCAAUGGUGCUACAAUAUUGCUUUUCAGACCUCAGUGCCACUGGCUGUAUUAACCCAGAGACAUGUAGAAGCUUCUGUGAGGCAAGCUGAAGACAAAUCCACACUAUGGAAAAAAAAUGCUAAAUGUACAACAGAUCAACAAGAGGGGAAAUAGGUUCAGCUUUACUGGUUGACCCUCAAAAAAGUAUUUAUUUGGUGCAUUUAUUGUUACUCGCACUGUUCUUCUUCUUUGGUGCUUUAAAUCAUGGAUGUCCAUUACUGGAAAUAUCUUUAAUUUGACAGUUUUUGGAGCCUAAAGGUAAAACCCUGGUGUAAAACACUGAUUUAGUGACUAAUAAUGUUCACGGUGCUAAGUGAAGAGAAUUACGAAUUUACACUUGGUUUAAAAAUAAUGAUUAGCCUGUUACCUCUGAUGUACUAAGCAAUUACUUUCAUGAUUUGGUAGCAAUUACAGGAACUUUUUUUUGGUGUUUCUAAAGCACUUUUUUCUUAUGAGGGUUUGAUCGGUUCUCCCUCAAGGGUUAGUUUUCAGGAUUGAAUUCAAAUUUUAAAAAUCAUGCAAGAUGAUUGAAUAUUAUUUUAUUUUCUACAUUUUAGAAAAGAGCAUAGUCAUUUGGUGCUUUUACGGUUUCACGUGUGUUUUAUAUUUACUAUAUAUUGAGCCAUUUUCAACAUGAAUUUUUUUAACGACUUAGCACAGGCAAAAAAUCCUGCUAUUCAAAAGUUUGCUACGAGUUUCAGAAACAUAUGCAUCGGGUUUUUUUUUUUUUUUUUUUUACAAUUUCACAAAGUCCUUAUAGAACAGGGUUUGCGCCACCUUCUGGUCAUUUUCCAGUUUCUAAGGCAGCUGGUUUGCUGUAAAGGGGAUCCUUUAAUAACUGUAAUCUAGAUGUAUCAUAAAAUAGGUGAGAUUUGUACAGUAAUUUAAAUCCUCUCUUUUUUUCUAAAAUGAUUUUAGAUUUUAGUACUGUAAAAGAGAGUAGAAUUUCUUGUGGGUUAUUCAUAAAAUGGUGCUACUUAUAGACCUGCUAUGAACAUUUAAUGUGAGAAUCUCUAUGGGUGGUGAGAAGGUUUUUGAAUGAUGUACAGAACCUAUUUGUCAUAUACCUCAAAACAUUUUGGCAAUAGGAUUGCUAUACCAGGAUGUCUUCAUUUUCUUUUUUUCCCACUUUUUUCAUUUUUCUGUAUUCAAAACUACGAAUUUCACGAAUGUUUAGGUCAGCGCAAACACUUGUCUCAGUUACUUUCAUCACACUUGAUCUACUAGAAAGUGUUACUUGAACUUCAAGCUUCAAAUUUCUAUAAAAAACAGAAGAAAAUCAGGGAUAUUUCAGCUCAUUUCACACCUCACCUGUUUCAUCUCUGCCUGUUCAGGGAUUAAUAUUUGCAUCCUGAAUCCCGUGUAUAUAAUUCAAACACACACACAAAAAAAGAUUUGCAUAUUUUAUAUCUUAGUGGAUUUUUAGAAGUACAAUAUUAUGCACUGAGUUGACUAAAGGGAAGUUAUGGCUUUUGUUUCUUUUUUGUUUUUUUUCUGACAUAAGAAAAAAAAAAUUCAGACACACAUGCUCGGUGAACACGUGACAGUAAAAAGCUUAUCAACCCCCCCACCCUUAAAAAAAAAAAAAAAAAAAAAAACAAAAGAAGAAAAAAAAAAGUUAAAAGUGACCGUGGCAAGAAUUAUUUUCUGAAAGCACUUCAAUAAUUGUUGUUUUUUUCAACACCACCGUCACCUCUGUCUCAUUUGGGAUCCAAUUAUUGGGAUUAAUUUAUGAUGCUAGAAUUUAUUUUCUGUGUUUAUCUCUGUAAAGCUGCUUUGGAAAACGUCCACCAUUUACAAAUAAAACACUUGAAUUGAAUGAUAAAUCUAAAUGUUGAAUUUGGUAAUGGUCAGGGUUUGAUGAGCUGCAUGAUUACUGUACUAGCUCCUGUUUCUCAACUAGCAUCUCUAAAAUACAGGGAUUUUAUUUACUUUGUAGCAUUUCAGUUUGAUCCACUGAAAUGCUCAAUGAUGCUCAGUGUACAGUGAGCUCCAGAAGUCCAUUGGGAAUUAUUACAAAGAGGAAGUUCCUGAAAAGGAAAUUAAUACUUAAUAAUGAAGAUUCUGCAGGUCUGUGUGUGAUAAAGCAUUUUUUACAAGACUAAGAAUAUAUAUCAUUUCAAUUUAUACAUUUAUCCCUAAUGACUGAGGUGAGAGUGGUGAGGAAAAACAACUCCUGAGAACCUUGAGAGGAACCAGACUCAAAAAGGGAACCCAUCUUCAUCCUUAAUGCCUUUAUAAAUCAUUCCUGUCUCACUGUGCACAUCACUGAUACAGCACUGAUUCUGAAACCAGGAUCUUCUUCCCGAACAUGUUCAUCUGAUUGUCCUUGAGUCUGAUCAGAACAAACUCUGACGUAACAUGGACGAUCAGGUUUUAGAUGAACACGAGGCAUCCAUUCAGCUCAGAUAGAGGAUGACCCCAAAACUAAUACAUUCUGAAACUAAUAUCUUUAUUUGAAAUAUUCAACCUUUCACUCACUUAAUUCUCAGUAUAAUAAAGAAUAUUUUGGCCAUACGGUGUGUUUUUAUUGAUAUUUUUAUUCCCUUUUUUAUCUGAGAUACUGAUGAGAAAGUAAUAAAACCCAGACCCUCAUUUCAUCAUCUAUAUCUGAUGGUAUAAGAAAUGAAAUGACAGCUGAAAGGGUUAGACAUCAUCAGGUGUAGAGGGACAGAUCAGGUGUAGAGGUGGUAUCCAUGGUAACUAUUCAGAACAUUGAACACACUAUUCACUGCACAGAACCAUCAAUCCAUUGUUUUGUGUGAGGAAACAGAAGAACCCUUUCAGAAACCUGGAGCACCUGAUCCCUCUGUAGACAGUUAAAUAGUUUUGUAAAUAAAUAGAGUUUUUUUGUACAGAAUCGAGCCUGAUUAGCGGGCUAAUAGGAGAUAAAAAAGAAAAAACAAUGCUCAUUGAGUGAUUAAUUAGCGGGUGAAAGCACAGCCAUACUUGAAGUCAUACUUGUUUUGUGUGGAGUCAACUUUACUUGAAGGACUUUCAGAUGUUCUGGUUUGCAGCGUGAAUGCUACGCUAGCAUGUGUUGGUCUGGUUUUUUUUUUCCAUGUAGACACUAAAUGGGUUCGUUUCUGUCUCUGUCCUCUUUCUUUGUUUCCUCCAAGUUUGGUAUGCUUCAAAAAAUUACGGAUGGAUAUGAAAUUGUAAGUAUUGUAAUGUACUGAAGUACUGAAUGCAGUUUAUUUGAAAGCUGUUUAUGAUAUCAUUCCUGAUAUUACAGAGAUGUGGGUGUUUUUAAUAAAAUUUAUAUUUAUUUCAUGCAUUUCAAA
Messenger RNA from Silurus meridionalis, 9283 nucleotides. RefSeq names its product tet methylcytosine dioxygenase 2 (gene tet2). The transcript has 10 exons. Lineage: Eukaryota; Metazoa; Chordata; Actinopteri; Siluriformes; Siluridae. Gene Ontology annotation, biological process: positive regulation of transcription by RNA polymerase II; oxidative demethylation; myeloid cell differentiation. The coding region runs from base 603 to 5900 and encodes 1765 amino acids. Gene Ontology annotation, cellular component: nucleus. The record is from RefSeq and is a predicted model, not a curated record. Gene Ontology annotation, molecular function: DNA 5-methylcytosine dioxygenase activity.